Phytophthora sojae is the source of this 1320-nucleotide messenger RNA. RefSeq lists its product as hypothetical. Lineage: Eukaryota; Oomycota; Peronosporomycetes; Peronosporales; Peronosporaceae. The annotation marks the transcript as partial. The record is from RefSeq and is a predicted model, not a curated record. The transcript has a single exon. Gene Ontology annotation, molecular function: protein binding. Gene Ontology annotation, biological process: endoplasmic reticulum unfolded protein response.
GCAGCCGAAGCCCGCGUGAACCUCGUGGUGCGCAACGUGUACACGCCGGCGCAGUCGCUGGCGCUGCGCGUGGACCCGCGCACGCGAGUGGGCGAGCUCAAGCGCCGCCUGAGCCUCGAGUUCCCGCUGAGCCCCGCCGUGGCCGCGCAGAAGCUCAUCUUCGGCGGCAAGAUCUGCCGCGACGACGAGCCGCUGGCGCAGGUGCUGGCGCAGGUCCAGAGCAGCCACCUCAAGGACGGCGACGCCGGCAGCGACGAGCCCGUGGUGUUCCACCUGCUCGUGAGCCCCACCGCCGGCGCGCGCAAGAGCGCGGAGCUGAAUACUACUAGUAGUAGUAAGCUCCAGGCCCACGCGGAGGCGCAGGACUCGCCCAGACCCAGCAGCAGUGAGGCCGCGCAGACGCAGAGCUUCGAGGCGCAGCCGACACCCGCGCCCGCGCCGGCCUCCGAGUCGCCAUCGUCGUCGUCUUCGCAGCAGACGCCGUUCCUGUUCGGCCAGACGCCGGCCAUGACCCAGCAGCAGCACAACCUGUACAGGCAGAGCAUCCUCAUGCAGCAGCAGGCCAUGGUGCUGCAGCAGAUCCAGUACCUGCAGUUCAUGCUCGUGCAGCAGCGCCAGCAGCAAGCGUCGACGCCGACCUCCGGCCAGCAGAACCCGUUCGCGGCCCACUACGCGGCGGUACCAUACGGCCACUUCUACGGCAUGAUGCCGCCCCAGAUGUUCCCAGCCCAGGCGCGCGCGGACGCCGCGGCACCGCAGGCGGCGGCCCAGGCGCACGCUGCAGCCCCCGCGGCCGCUCAUGAACAGGCGCCGGCUGCGGCGGAUGCGGCAGCGGACGCGCAGGACCGUCCGAUUCUCGUGGAGAUGGCCCGUGAAGUUUUCCCGCUGCUGGACUUCAGGAUGGCGCUCAAGAUGGCCUUCAUGCUGUUCAUCAUCGGCCAGGACACGCCAUUGGACCGCAUUCUCAUGCUCGGACUGCUGUCCUUCAUCUCGUACCUGCACAUCACCGGCAUCUUUGCCAAGAUCUACGAAGUGUACAACCGGCGCCGCAGUGCCAAUGACGGAGAGGACGCGAACGCAGCAGCAGACCUCAACGCGCCAGGAGCCGCAGCGGCUGCCGGGGCUGCCUUUUCCAACCGCUACGGAAUGCUGACGCGCGUGCUGCGCAUCUCGGCGGACCGUGGAUUUGUGCAGGACGUCAAGUACUUUGUGGUGGGGCUGUUACUGUCGCUGGUGCCGGCGUGGCACCCGCAGCCCAUUCAGGGCGCGGCGCCAAUGCACGAGAACGCCAUCCCGGAUGACGUACCUCUCCAGGGUAUU